AUGCAACCUAAACAGUUAUUAUUCUGUGUUACAAUAACAAUUACUCUGUUUACCUCUGUGCUGUGUUCUACAUACUUCUUUGGUGAUAAAACGAAUAAUUCAAGAUUGAUACACGCCGCCAACGUUAGGUACGAGGCUAUCCCAUUAUUGAAACGCGUGAAACUGUUCACUUACAAUGGCGCAAUCCCUAUAAAGUCUAUAAGCUGCUACGACCACCAAAACAGCGAAGCGUCAAUCAAUAUCACAGAGGGCGGUAUCGGGUUCAAGCACGUCACGCUGCGUAUGAAGAGUCAACGUAGCUACCGGCUGGACUACGCUAUCGAAAUAUAUGGAUGA
Arctia plantaginis is the source of this 336-nucleotide messenger RNA. NCBI's taxonomy places the organism in Eukaryota, Metazoa, Arthropoda, Insecta, Lepidoptera, Erebidae. The record is from the annotation of a GenBank genome assembly.